UGUUGCAGCAUAAACAUUAUUGUUUAUUUUAUUUUCCCUUAUCAUUUUGUGUUAUUAUGUUGAAAAGCAGCAAUAUUGAUAGUGUCCUUAAUGAGCUGCCUGAACCGGCAGAAUCAAAUGUGGAUCUUGCAAGCACCCACUCCCCAAAGACAUCACCGAAAUUGAGCACCGAAACUACAACCUCCUCCAAGCACCAGGAUAUAGAUUGCAGCUUAGCCUCUUUGCAAUUGUCCGCUGGGGUUUUGCAAAUCGCUGAACCCCCGCUAGGUCAUGUGCGAGUCCAGCUUAGGGAGCUCAUUGGAAGGCAGAACAAGAUCUACAUUGACCUGUCCAAGGAGAAGUACAAGUUGGACUGCAGUGAAGUGGCCAAGCUAAAUGACAUGAUGAACGAUGUGAGGCGAUACAAAGAUAAGCUGAUAAAAAUCAAAAAGGAAAUGCAAAGCAUCUACCAGCGCACCAAAGACUUGAAGAAACGAGCCGCGAACGUGGCGACCUGCAAGCAGCGCGAUUACCAGCGGAAACUCGACAGGCAACACCACGAGGAGUCGCUCAUCGGCGGCCAGUAGUCGCAGCAGUGGAGCAGUGGAGGACUGCAUUUACAUUGGGAUUCCCGUUAACAACUAGCUAACAACUUAAUACAAACAAUAGUUGAACAAUAUAGUAAUAAUACAAUAAUAUUAUUUAA
This is a messenger RNA of Drosophila bipectinata, 685 nucleotides long. RefSeq names its product biogenesis of lysosomal organelles complex 1 subunit pallidin (gene Pldn). NCBI's taxonomy places the organism in Eukaryota, Metazoa, Arthropoda, Insecta, Diptera, Drosophilidae. Gene Ontology annotation, cellular component: transport vesicle; BLOC-1 complex. The record is from RefSeq and is a predicted model, not a curated record. Gene Ontology annotation, biological process: intracellular transport.